Hippocampus comes (tiger tail seahorse) is the source of this 1706-nucleotide messenger RNA. It is a transcript of the gene chp1, whose product is annotated as calcineurin-like EF-hand protein 1. Bases 280 to 867 code for a protein of 195 amino acids. Lineage: Eukaryota; Metazoa; Chordata; Actinopteri; Syngnathiformes; Syngnathidae. Gene Ontology annotation, molecular function: calcium ion binding. The record is from RefSeq and is a predicted model, not a curated record. The transcript is spliced from 8 exons.
AAAAGGACCGAAGCUCGCCUUCUUUUCACAGGACGCUUAGCGGCGUUCAUUUAAAGCGACUCGAAGUAUCAAAAUAAAUAAAUAACUCAAUCAAUAAAUAUAAACAAAUGACUUUCUAGAUUGACAUACGGAGUGGACUUGAAAGUUGUCCCAAACUUCCCCGAGAGACUUUCUUGUUCUCACGGUGGACGUGUAGAGCGAGACAGCUGGCGUGCUAGCUGCUCGAAGCCGGUUCGCUUCUGUGUGCUGGUUGCGAACUUCACCACUGGAGUCAUCAUUAUGGGAUCUCGAGCGUCCACGUUACUUCGCGAGGAGGAAAUUGAGGAAAUCAAGAAAGAAACGGGCUUCUCGCACAGCCAGAUCACUCGUCUGUACAGCCGCUUCACCAGCCUGGAUAAAGGCGAGAACGGCACCCUCAGUCGAGAAGACUUCCAGAGGAUUCCGGAGUUGGCCAUCAAUCCUUUGGGUGACCGCAUCAUCAACGCCUUCUUCCCGGAAGGGGAGGACCAGGUGAACUUCCGAGGCUUCAUGCGCACGCUGGCACACUUUCGGCCCAUCGAGGACAGCGAGAAGAACAAGAACACCAGCACAAGCGAGCCGCUCAACAGCAGGACCAACAAGCUGUUGUUUGCUUUCCGUCUUUAUGACCUGGACAGAGACGACAAGAUUUCACGGGAUGAGCUGCUCCAGGUGUUAAGAAUGAUGGUUGGUGUGAACAUCUCUGACGAGCAGCUGGGGAGCAUCGCGGACAGAACCAUCCAGGAGGCCGACACGAACGGAGACAGCUCCAUUUCCUUCAACGAAUUCAUCAAGGUGCUGGAAAAGGUGGAUGUGGAGCAGAAAAUGAGCAUCCGCUUCCUGCACUGAUGACUUGAGUUUUUAUGUAGGAAUUGAUCAUCACGGCCGGACAUUUAGGUUUUUUUGUUUUGUUUUUUUGUAUUUUUUUUUUCCCCCUCUCUCCUCAGUCAGUCCCAAAAGCAGGCGACCGUGGUCCUCGCCUCCCCUGGAAAGCCGCUGUUUCAUGCCAAAAACCUUGGGAAACGUCUUUGUGCUGCUACACAUGCGCAUGUGCCUUGAUUUAGUUUUUUGGGUUUUUUGUUGUUUUCCUAUAUAUGCAAUUUCUUUCAUCCCAGUGGUGUGCGGCGCCUAAUUUCCUACUGUGAGGACCACGGUCGCUGCCGCUGUUCACACAGUACAAUCAAGAGUACUAAGCAAAAGGGGGCUAUUUUUAAUGCAUCCUUUUAAAGGCCCUGAUGCCAUUUUUUUUCUGAGCUUACAUGAAUUAGAGUACUGCCAAUCACUUCAAAUUACUCACUUCAGUGGUUAGGUGUUAGGAAGAAGCAUUUUACUACUGAUAUCACUUGAUGGUAAAAUGUGGACCAGCUUAAACUGAGGUAACAUGCUAUAUAUUUGUAUUUAAAGCAAUCUGUUGUCAUAGGACUAGUAUGCAUGACCAUGAUGCGUAGCAUUUGACUAAAUGUACUAACUCCACAUGCUAAAAUCAAAGUGUCUCCGCUGCAUUAAGGCUAAUCGAAUAAAAAUAGUGAAGUAGUUCAAAGCCUAGAGGUGCAUUGAUGCGGUGGAAUGAAACAAGACAUGUGACUUGAAAAAUAUUAAUCUUAAUAUAAUUUCUUAACAUCUGAUAGAGAUGUAUUUGAGUUCAAUAAAAGGAGGUGCCAUGUGUGGACUGUUACUUUUUGGAUGCU